This is a messenger RNA of Echinops telfairi (small Madagascar hedgehog), 2675 nucleotides long. RefSeq names its product NOC2 like nucleolar associated transcriptional repressor (gene NOC2L). The record is from RefSeq and is a predicted model, not a curated record. The transcript is spliced from 19 exons. Gene Ontology annotation, cellular component: Noc1p-Noc2p complex; nucleolus; Noc2p-Noc3p complex. Gene Ontology annotation, biological process: ribosomal large subunit biogenesis; negative regulation of transcription by RNA polymerase II. The coding region runs from base 45 to 2321 and encodes 758 amino acids. Gene Ontology annotation, molecular function: transcription corepressor activity; histone binding. Lineage: Eukaryota; Metazoa; Chordata; Mammalia; Afrosoricida; Tenrecidae.
GGCAACGCACUGCAUCCUGGAACCGGAAGUGGAGCGCACAUUGCAUGCUGGCUGUCAUGGAGGCGGCACGGAGUCGCAAGAGGCGCCUGGCGGAGUUGACGGUGGAUGAAUUCCUGGCCUCGGGCUUUGAUUCCGAGUCCGAAUCUGAAUCCGAAGGCAACCCCGGAGCGGAGGCGCGGACGGCGCGUGCGGCGCGGGGGCUUGCCCGGAGCCCGUGUGGACCGGGCGAGAGCCCCUUGGCCAGCCUUCCCAGCCGGCGGAAAGGUCGUGCAUCUGAGCACAAGGACCAGCUCUCACGGCUGAAGGACAAGGACCCAGAGUUCUACAAGUUCCUGCAGGAGAAUGACCAGAGCCUACUGAACUUCAGCGAGUCAGACAGCUCUGAGGAUGAGGAUGAGGAGCAGCUUCACUCUCUGCCCAGCAUGCUGGAGGAGGCAAGUGAGGAGGAGGAGGAUGGAGCAGAGGCCGGGGGUGAAGUCUCCAGGGGUCUGCAGGGGAAGAAGAAGGCGUUGGCCACGGUGACCCUCUCUAUGGUUGAGCUUUGGAAGCAGGCAGCGAAGCAGAGCCUCACACCAAAGCUGUUCCAUGAGGUCGUGCAGGCCUUCCGAGCUGCUGUAGCCACCACCCAAGGAGACCAGGAAGCUGCCGAGACCUGCCGAUUCCAGGUGACAGACGGUGCAGUUUUCAACGCGGUGGUGACAUUCUGUAUCAGAGACCUCCUUGGCUGCCUCCAGAAGCUGCUGUUCAGCAAGACCCCCAAGGACGCUGCCAGGGGGGCCCCGCCAUCCAGCAGCCCGCUGUGGGGGAAACUCCGCCUGGACGUCAAGACUUACCUGAGCUCGGUCACACAGCUGGCCAGCUGCCUGACGGAGGUGACCGUGGCAGCCGCUCUCCUUCAGCACAUCAGCAGCGCCGUGCCUUACUACCUGACCUUCCCGCAGCAGUGCCGAGCGCUGCUCAAGAGGAUGGUGGUUCUGUGGGGCACUGGCGAGGAGACCCUGCGCGUGCUGGCCUUCCUGGUUCUCGUCCGAGUCUGCCGCCACAAGAAGGACACGUUCCUGGGCCCCAUGCUCAAGCAAAUGUACCUCACGUACGUGAAGAACUGCAAGUUCACGUCCCCGGGCGCCCUGCCCACCAUCAUCUUCAUGCAGCGCACCCUGACCGAGGUGCUGGCCCUGGACACGGGCGCCGCCUACCAGCACGCCUUCCUCUACAUCCGCCAGCUUGCCAUCCACCUGCGUAAUGCCAUGGCCAUGAGGAAGAAGGAGACGUACCAGUCUGUGUACAACUGGCAGUUCGUGCACUGCCUCCACCUAUGGUGCCGUGUCCUGGGCACCCUCUGCCCCCGAGGGGCCCUGGAGCCCUUGAUCUACCCACUCACGCAGGUCAUCAUUGGCUGCAUCAAGCUGGUCCCCACAGCCCGCUUCUACCCGCUGCGCCUGCACUGUGUCCGUGCCCUGACGCUGCUCUCUGAAAGCACGGGCACCUUCAUCCCUGUGCUGCCCUUCCUCCUGGAGGUCUUCCAGCAGGUCAACUUCAACAAGAAGCCAGGCCGAAUGAGCUCCAAGCCCCUCAACUUCGCAGUGAUCCUGAAGCUGUCCAACGUCAACCUGCAGGAGAAGGCCUACCUGGAUGGCCUGCUGGAGCAGCUGUGUGACCUCACCCUGGAGUACCUGCAGGGCCAGGCCCACAGUGUCGCUUUCCCGGAACUGGUGCUGCCCGCCGUCCUACAGCUGAAGUCCUUCCUGCGGGAGUGCAAGGUGGCCAACUACUGCCGCCAGGUGCGCCAGCUGCUGGAGAAGGUGCAAGAGAAUGCGGAGUAUAUGCGCCAGCGCCGCCAGGCUGUCUCCUUUGGUGUGUCUGACCUGCAGGCCGUGGAUGCCUGGGAGAAGCAGACCCGGGUGGAGGGGACCCCGCUCACCAAGUACUACAGCCACUGGAGGAAGCUGCGGGACCGCGAGCUGCAGCUAGAGAUCAGUGGCAAAGAGCGGUUGGAAGACUUGAACUUCCCAGAGAUAAAGCGACGGAGACCUGGGGACAGGAAGGAGGAGGACAGGAGAGAGUUCAAGGACCUCUUUGACCUGGACAGUGACGAAGAUGACCCCAGCUCCAGCCUCUUGGAGACAGGAGUGGCUGGGUCCCUGAGAGCCCAGCCAAGUCCAGAGGAGGAGGAAGACGAGGAUGAUGAGGACCACAGCAGCAGUGACUCAGAGGAUGGCGGCGCAGACGGGGAGGCGGGGCUGAGCCCCGAGGAGCUGCAGCGGCUGGCCCAGGGGCCGGAGGACGAGCUUCAGGACCUGCAGCUCUCCGAGGAGGACUGAGGCCACCAUGUCCAGCAGUAGGCAAGGCCAGAGACUGUGACAGGACUUUAUUUUUACAACAUUAAAGACCAAAUGUACCAAAAGCUGGGCCGACCCCAGGACAAUGGCCCGGCGACAGGGACACACCGCCACACCGCUGAGCUGGCCCUGCAGUCCCCCCAACGAAGAAAGGACCGCCCUGAUUCUGGUGGCAGGUUGAACAAGGUCCCCCAGCAGGUCCAGUUCCAGGGGAGCAGUGAUCCAUGGCACCCCCUGUCUUUGGUUUGUCUGUUGCUGUCUGGGUGCAGGGACCCCGUCCCUGGGGUCCGAGGCACAAGCAGGCCUCUGGACUCAAUAACACCCCCCCAGUCCCUC